Mesoplodon densirostris (Blainville's beaked whale) is the source of this 3014-nucleotide messenger RNA. It is a transcript of the gene PDIK1L, whose product is annotated as PDLIM1 interacting kinase 1 like. Bases 235 to 1533 code for a protein of 432 amino acids. Gene Ontology annotation, molecular function: ATP binding; protein kinase activity. The record is from RefSeq and is a predicted model, not a curated record. The transcript is spliced from 3 exons. Lineage: Eukaryota; Metazoa; Chordata; Mammalia; Artiodactyla; Ziphiidae. Gene Ontology annotation, biological process: protein phosphorylation.
GCUAGCUGCACAAGCGGGGGGCAUCCCAACUCUCCAUGAGGAGCUCGAGGGUGUCGCCGCCAGGCAGGGCGUGCGCGCGCUGCAGGAGCCAAGCUCCGGCGCCGCGGCCCCUUCCUCCCCGCCGGGGGCAGGGCGCCUCCGACUCGCGGCUGCCGAGUCCCGGAACAACGAGGCGCCGGCUUCUUUAAGGGAGAUACCACCGCUCCAGCGGAGCAGGGGACGGCGUCUUCCCAGAUGAUCGCACCCAGCCCCGCGCCGCCGCCGCCGCUGCCGCCUCGGCAACUGCACCGCCCGCAAACAUGGCUCAGUGACUCUGACAAAAGGUGCAGCCUCCCUCCAGGCGGGGCGGGCGCCAGGCCUCCCAGCUCGGGCUGCGCCUCCCCACAGGUCCGCGGAAGAGGCCCGCUUACCGCAGGCAUCCUAGGCCCGCGCGGAGGAAGAUGCGCCAGGCGUUCCACCCCAGCGACCCCGCACACCUGCCCGCAGCUCGAAACCUUGACCUUGAAGAUGGUGAGUAGCCAGCCAAAGUACGAUCUAAUACGGGAGGUAGGCCGAGGUAGUUACGGUGUUGUAUAUGAAGCAGUCAUCAGAAAGACCUCUGCACGGGUGGCAGUGAAGAAAAUUCGAUGCCAUGCACCUGAAAAUGUUGAACUAGCCCUGCGUGAGUUCUGGGCACUAAGCAGUAUCAAGAGCCAACAUCCAAAUGUGAUUCACUUGGAGGAAUGCAUCCUACAAAAGGAUGGGAUGGUGCAAAAGAUGUCCCACGGCUCUAAUUCUUCCCUUUAUUUACAGCUUGUAGAGACUUCACUAAAGGGAGAAAUUGCCUUUGAUCCCAGAAGCGCCUAUUACUUGUGGUUUGUGAUGGAUUUUUGUGACGGAGGAGAUAUGAAUGAGUAUCUGUUGUCCAGGAAACCCAAUCGUAAAACUAACACCAGCUUCAUGCUUCAGCUGAGCAGUGCCCUGGCUUUCUUGCAUAAAAACCAGAUCAUCCAUCGAGAUCUAAAGCCUGAUAACAUCCUGAUUUCUCAAAGCCGGUUGGAUACCAGUGACUUGGAACCCACACUGAAAGUGGCUGAUUUUGGUCUAAGUAAAGUUUGUUCAGCAUUUGGGCAGAAUCCAGAAGAACCUGUCAGUGUAAACAAGUGUUUCCUUUCCACAGCGUGUGGAACAGAUUUCUACAUGGCUCCUGAAGUGUGGGAGGGACAUUACACAGCAAAAGCUGACAUCUUUGCUCUGGGGAUUAUCAUCUGGGCAAUGCUGGAAAGGAUCACAUUCAUAGACACAGAGACAAAGAAGGAACUCUUGGGGAGUUAUGUAAAACAAGGAACUGAGAUCGUGCCUGUUGGGGAGGCACUUCUGGAAAAUCCCAAAAUGGAACUUCUCAUUCCUGUGAAGAAAAAGUCUAUGAAUGGGCGAAUGAAACAACUGAUUAAGGAAAUGCUGGCUGCAAACCCUCAGGAUCGUCCAGAUGCUUUUGAACUAGAACUCAGAUUAGUACAAAUUGCAUUUAAAGAUAGCAGCUGGGAAACGUGACACAUAUAUUAUUUGCAAAUAUCUUGGAUAAUAUGCUGCUUCUGUUUUAACAGUGAUGCAACAUAAUGUGGCUGAAAAAGCAUAUAAAAAGCUAAACUCCACCUUUUAAGGGUUUAGAUUUUAUUGUGGGAUUUUUUUUUUCCUCAUUUUUCUUAAGUCCAAGCUGGCCAUUUUGUUAAUAUGUUUUAAGUGUGUAUUACCAAUGUGAGUGUAAAUUUUUUUAAAUGAUCAUUGGUAGAAGUUUGGCAGGAAAAUUUUCUAAGAGCCAAGAAAAGAAGAAAGUCCAGUUUUCUGGAAAUAUGUCUCUAAGUAUUUUAGACAUUCCUCGUCAGUAUUAGGAAUUUCCAUGGAAGAAGAGGUUUGCAUGCUGGUAAUGCAACCUUUGGAGCUUUGUAAAGGAAACAUAAAUGUAUAUAUUUAUGUAUAUGUAAGUAUGUGAAUGUGUGCAUUUUACAUUCCAUAUGAAAAAAAUGCCACUUCUGUUUAAAUUAUUUGAUGUAGGUUUGGGUUUUUGAGAUUUGUUGGUGAAAUCAGUGAUGAAAAAUAAAAGAACCUUCCCUCGUCUCCUACCCUGUCCCUCCCUCUAAUGAAAUCAUACUAAGUUUUUUAUUUUUAUAAUAUUAUACAGCUUUUUUUAAGGCAUCAUUUUGGAGAGUCUAAAAUUAUCUGAUUAAACGUAAGUGAAAUUAAGUGAUCCAAAGCUGCUGAAGUAUGUUUGAGCUCUCCAGUGCUGUAAAGCAGCAGGAGUUGAAUUAGCCAUGCAGUCAUGUGGUACAGGUUGGCAAGGAGAUUGAUGGUUCAGUUAUACCUUCUUUAGAUAACCACACAUUCAAUUAACUAAUUAAACCACUGCAUUGGGACAUGUCUGCACUUGAGUAUCUGCAAUCUGAUACAGAUCUGAACACAGGAUUUUUCUGUAUCUGAAAACUUUGCUGUAUAUGAACUAUACUAAUUGAUAUAUUAAUUUUUUAUUUCAAGACUUUGUCUAAGCCUCAGCAUCAAGUUGAAGAAACCAAAUGAGCUCUACCCUCACGUUGCCUGCCCUAAUAUGGUCUCUCGUUUAAUCACUGGAAUUUCUUUCAUUUUGGCACUAAUGCUGUUUUCUCUUGUCUAAUUUGACACAGUAAUGGUAGUGAUAUGGUUGUAUUCAAUGUUGAUCACCUUUUUCUAAAGUGGGAAAUGAUACACAGUUUGGCAAAUGGGUAAAAUACUGUGGCAUAAGUUAUAUCUUUCAAAUAGAGAGGUUAUCAAUUUUAUACAAUCACUUGGUAUGGUCUGUGUCAAGAACCAAAAGACCAUUAUUCUUCUUGAAGUCAGUUUGAUUUUAACCCCAUAUGGUUGUCUCCAAUUUUUUUUCCUAUAAAUGCAGAUAGUUCAAAUGUAAGGGAAGAAAGUUUUCCUAAAACAGAACAUUAACAACCUUUAAGGUUGUUAAUACUUUAAGACCAUUGUAUAUAGAUUAAUCUUUAUAAAGCACUAGA